AUGGGUCGCUGGAUGACGCCGCGCAUUCAGGAGUGCAUGCUGAAUCCGCCCACAGCAAUCCACCACUUGACCAAAGAUGAAGUCCGCCAACUUCUCGAGAUUUCAGCGGAGUUGAAUUACGACAUCGCGAAAGCUGAAAAGAGUCAAACUUUGAGUGGGCUGGCAGCAGUGAUGGGACAGAAGACCAAGAGUCUUGAGACGGGCACAUCAGCUGGGUAUUUCAUUCGCACAAGUCACUGCAGCCCAAAAGACGCUGAUGGAGGAAAUCUCCAACCUGUAAACAACAUGUGCGAAGCAGUCGUGAAGCUUGCUUCUUCGAAACGGACCGUCCAGGCCCUUUUGAGCCUGUUUUAUCAACUCAGACAAGACGCGGAUUCUCCGGAUAACCAGCUGUACUUCUUUCCGUACUACAAUGACCUCGACCGCUUGAGCGAGUGGCGAUGCUACGUCAAGGAAGGCUACAUCGUUGCAAUCAGCCAGAGCAGAUUCUAUCAGCCAAAUCACGCUGGUAUGACUGACGAGAUGCUGGGUAGGCUAGCAUUUCAGGCUCGUCGCCUGUGGUCGCGCAUCGCACCGGAUCUGAACUUCAAGAGCUGCAUCCUAGACGUCUACGCCGAGAUGCUCGAUCCCAAGUUUGAGCUGAAGCUUAUUGAGAUCAAUCCCUGGGGUGCACACUCCGGCUCAGGCAGUUUACUCUUCCACUGGCUCGACGAUGCGGGUAUCCUUGAUCCUGAAUAG
Messenger RNA from Colletotrichum acutatum, 738 nucleotides. RefSeq lists its product as uncharacterized. Bases 1 to 738 code for a protein of 245 amino acids. The record is from RefSeq and is a predicted model, not a curated record. The transcript has a single exon. Lineage: Eukaryota; Fungi; Ascomycota; Sordariomycetes; Glomerellales; Glomerellaceae.